Molecule: messenger RNA, 2752 nt
Organism: Solea solea (common sole)
Lineage: Eukaryota; Metazoa; Chordata; Actinopteri; Pleuronectiformes; Soleidae
Gene: ccnl1a
Product: cyclin L1a
Exons: 9
Coding region: 416-1495 (359 amino acids)
Biological process (GO): regulation of transcription by RNA polymerase II
Cellular component (GO): nucleus
Molecular function (GO): cyclin-dependent protein serine/threonine kinase regulator activity
Source: RefSeq, a predicted model, not a curated record
UGUUGCUAUGGCUUGUAUCAACUUGGCCUCCAAGAUUGAAGAAGCACCCCGGCGAAUACGAGAUGUCAUCAAUGUUUUCCACCAUCUGAGACAGAUGAGAGUCAAAAACGACCAGCUACAUUUACCAAAGCCUGGGUGAUGUGGAAUGGUACGUAAGAUGAAGCAGUCGGCAUGACAACCAUGAUGCAAGGGGGUCACACUCCUCCCCCAGGCACACCCCACCCCCUCCUGUGGGAGACACCCGUGGUCUGAGCCACCGCGGGGCACUGGGAUCGGGGAUGACAGGACUCCAAAUCCACUGAUACUUGAUCAGAACUACAUAAAUACCAAAAACCAAGUGAUCAAAGGGGAGCGACGCAUCCUGAAGGAGCUGGGCUUUUGUGUGCACGUCAAGCAUCCACAUAAGAUUAUCGUCAUGUACCUCCAAGUCCUGGAAUGUGAACGGAAUCAGACACUGGUCCAGACGGCCUGGAACUACAUGAAUGAUAGCCUGAGGACGAAUGUGUUUGUGAGAUUCCAAGCUGAGACUAUUGCCUGUGCGUGCAUAUACCUCGCUGCCCGAGCUCUGCAGAUACCCCUGCCAUCCAAACCUCAUUGGUACCUGCUGUUUGGCAUCACUGAAGAGGAGAUUAAGGAGAUCUGCAUUACCACAUUGAAACUUUACACCAGGAAGAAGCCCAACUAUGAACAGCUGGAGAAGGAGGUGGAGCGGAGGAAGGUGUUUUUGGCCGAAGCUAAGCUGAAGGCUAAAGGCUUGAAUCCUGAUGGUACCCCUGCUCUGUCUACGCUGGGAGGUUUCUCUCCUGCUUCCAAGCCCUGUUCUCCAAGUGUUGUCAAGGUAGAUGAGAAGUCCCCCAAUGCGCAGACACUCAAGCCAGUGAAGAAGGAGCCAGAUAACCGGACACAGGUCAACAAGAGCCCCCACAAUGGGUUAAGGAAAGAAGUGAAGAUUGGGAGGAACAGCAGGAGUGGAAGUCGAUCCCGUUCAAGAACACGUUCCCGAUCUAGAUCUCGAUCACCUCGUAGACAUUACAAUAGCAGACGCAGUCGCUCUGGGACCUACAGCUCUCGCUCACGUUCUCGCUCCCACAGUCGUAGCCCUUCGCCUAGGAGGCAUCCGCCCUCGCCAUCUCUCCCUCACCUGAAGUCCAAGACGAGCCACCACAGCAAUAGCGACUCCAAGUCCAGUGGACGCCAUAGCAACAGCGGAGGUGGAGGAUCUGGCCACAAGAGGAAGCGCUCCUCUCGUUCUCGUUCACGGUCCCGCACUCCGGUCAAAGCAGACAGGGACCGGGAAAGGGAGAGGGAACGAGACAGAGAGCGCGGCUCCUUUGACCUGGCUACAAAGAAACACAAACAUGAGCGAGGGGGACAUCGAGGAGACAGAAGGGAGAGGUCUCACUCUUAUGACCGGGACAGAGAGAGGGAGCGCAGCCACAAGAGCAAACACCACAGCAGUAGUGGACACUCAGGACAUGGUCGUCAUCGGCGCUGAGACACACGUGUAUAUAUUUUCACUCCCAACAGACUAGCUCCAGGACUGAUGGAUACUGACAUGUUUUCAUUAUACUCAAAACAAAAUCAAAUCUGUCAUGUUCCGAGUGAAAAAAGUAAAGCUAAUAUUUGCAGCCUAUCAGAUGCUGAUAUGUCAUGGGGCUAAGUGACCAACAACUGUCAAAGCUAAAUGCUGCACAUCUGUCAGAGAACAUGCCAAGUUUGAUUUAAUUUUGUGUAUUUAACAGCUGUCAUAGUUGGUUGACUGGGUUCCUCACGCGCAUCCUUAAACUGACCAUUAAACCAUGAUUUACAGGAAUUUUCCUCAGCCAUGAUCUGUUGUCUCAAGCUAAAUAACAACUGUAGGACCACAAGUUUUUGUCGUGAUGGAAAAGUUAAAUUAAUCUUGACAUUGGAUGCAGUAAAUGUAAACACUUUUAAAUUGCUGCUGCAUGUACAAACCUUUUGGUGAUGUAACAUUUGUCUCUGACUCUUGUCUCCACAGCAGGGCUGUGCAGACUGUGGAAACCUUCACCAAUUAUCUGUAGCUGAUAAUUGGUGAAGGUUUGCAUCAGAGGAAUCCAGGUGACGGCAGUAACAACCAGCGUGAUGAGUGCUGUUUAUGCAUUUACAUGUAUUGAGCCUUUAUUUUCUUCUUCACCCAGUUUUUGAUCAGUGGUUGAUGGGGAGGCGUUGAUGCAGCGAGACGAUCAGUCCGGGACCUGUAGGUUUUUAUUUCUUCCCAUCAUGCCCUCCUCCACACACCUCUACCAUCCCUCUAGCUUACCCUUAUGUCUUUGGUUUUACAUGUAAAGGUAUUGACUUGGGGCGGUUAAAGGAAACUUAUUUACAGUGUAAAGAUGGAUCGAUAUCCACUGACUAAAUGUGAACGCUUUGAUUUAUAAAAGUGAAUUUCACAGUGGAAAGAGUGAAUGAAAAAAAAGUAAAAUAAAAGCGGAAAGCAUUCAGGAAAGAUCAAUAUGUUUGCACAAUAUGUGACUGGCAGGCAAUUUUGUGUUUAAUUUGCUUUUGUUUUCCUUUAUGGACAGAUGCAUGUUGCUCAAGCUGUGUUGUACAGUUUCAAAAAAGCAAACUGGUUAUGUUUUUGGGUUUUUUUUCUUAGUUUUUGUUUUUUUUACAGCAGGGGUGCAGACUUCAUUUCAGAACAUUUUAGGGUUGUCAAUUUGUAACACUGGUUUUUAGUCUGCACGUGUUCAUGUCCAAUUUUUAUUCGAUAAUAAAUGAGUUAUGCCACUGA